AUGUCUGAUCACGCAGUAGACAAAGCCAAGACAGCUCUGGCACAUUUGGCGUCACUUGACGCUUCUGAUGCAAGCUCGCACGGUGAGAUUGUUCGACAAUGUCAGUCUGUUGUCGACGCUCUCCAGAGCCCCCUAUUAGUUGCCGGAAACCUGAUUUCCAGCAUCACCAUGUAUCCGUCCCUUGUAACCCUUGAGAACCUGGGAGUCUUUCAGAAACUCUCUCAGGGACCGCUGACGGCAGCCGGACUCGCGCAGCAAACUGGCGCAGACCACAAUCUUAUAGGGCUGACCAAGCUCUUGACAGUGCGUCUCAUGCGCGUCGCGGUAGCAUGGGGCUAUAUCAAUGAAACCGGGCCGCAGAGCUAUGCUCCAACAGCCGCUUCGAAUGUCCUUGCACAUCCCUCGUUCGCAGCUGGCCUCCGUUAUUGCCACCUGCUAAGCCAAAGCACACACAAUAUCCCCAGAUUCCUUAAGGAAACCAACUACCGUAACCCGAACAGCUACGAAGACGGCCUGUUUCAAUACAGCUUCCAGACCAAACUCGGCCAUUUCCAGUGGAACGCCGCACAUCCCGAACACGAGCGCGACUUUGACAUGUUCAUGACGAUCCCCCGCACAGCCGGCGCGCCCUGGGCGACUCAAUUCAAGAUCGGCAAGCUCCUCUUUGAAGACGGCGUGGACAUUGAUACCACUGCGCCCCUCUUCGUUGACGUCGGCGGCGGCUACGGACAGGAUCUCCACCACGUCAAGAAGGAACUCGAGUCUCUCCCUUAUACUGUGACGAAGGGGCAACUCGUCGUUGAAGACCGGCCCUCCGCUGUUGACGAGGUUCCUGCCGAUCUACACGAUGAGGAAUUUACGUACGUCAAAUACGACUUCUUUACUCCUCAGCCGAUCCAGGGGGCUAGAGUGUAUAGUUUCAAGACCGUACUGCAUAACUGGGCGGACGAGAAGGCGUUAGUGAUUCUGAAGCAUACGGCGGCCAGCUUCACGCCGGGCUACUCAAAGCUGUGGAUUUUGGAUCGUGUAGUGCCGGAAACCGGUGCUGAUAAGAUUACUGCUUGGCAAGAUAUGAUCAUGAUGGCGACUCUGGGGGCGCUGGAGAGGACGAAGGACCAGUGGACCCAGUUGUUGGCGAAGGCGGGGCUGAAGAUCACCAGCAUCCAUACGAUGCCUGACCAUUUCGGGCUGAUCGAGGCUGUUCUAGAGUAG
Molecule: messenger RNA, 1212 nt
Organism: Aspergillus nidulans FGSC A4
Lineage: Eukaryota; Fungi; Ascomycota; Eurotiomycetes; Eurotiales; Aspergillaceae
Exons: 4
Coding region: 1-1212 (403 amino acids)
Molecular function (GO): methyltransferase activity; O-methyltransferase activity
Source: RefSeq, a predicted model, not a curated record